GAACCGCCUAUGCGUGCGUAGCACGUGACAUUUUUACUAUUUUGAUUUCUCCCUAAUGACAUUUUUUCGUUCGAUUUCCCCCUUAAUGAACCCUAAUUCUCCCCCAAAUGACAAUUUAUCUUUCAAUUUCCCUCUUCUCCUCCUUUAUUUCCCUUCCCUCCCUUGUCAAGUCACCGCCCCUUUUCUCCCUCAUCGAAUUACCACUUAGAUCUGGGGUUUUAAAAGGGAAGUGGGUUGGUUUUAUGGUGGGUGGGUUGUUCUUGGAUGGUUUUUCGAGGUGAUGGUGGCGGGUGGGUGUAGGUAGCUACUUCUCGAUAGAUUGGCGUGGCUUUGCGCUUGGGUUGGCUGGCUGGGUGACUCUUGGGUGGAGAUUGUGGGUGGUGGCGACCUUUGAGAGGGGAUUGUGGGUGGUGGGUGACUCGUGGUUGGUGGAAGAAUUGAAGCAGUAGCAAUCAACAAUAAUUAGGGUUCCUAGCAAAAAUUCCUAACAAAACUUACCACUUGACUUGUAAAGAAGCAGCCACAAUCAACAAUGGAGGAACAAAAAGAAAGAGAAAUAGAGGAGAAGAGGGAAAUCGAAAGAAAGAGAAAGAAAGAAAGAAAUAAAAGGGGGGAAUUAGGGUUCAUUAAUAGGCAUGUGUCACGCACGUGACUAGGUCAACGCCGGAGAAAGUGGUCAACGUCCAUGUUCCGGCAGUUGGUGAGUGAAUUUAUUGCUGAGUGUUAUAUGCGGAGGGCCUAUAUUUCUGGCUUUACUGGGAGUGCUGGCACUGCUGUUGUCACAAAGGAUAAAGCGGCUUUGUGGACAGAUGGGCGGUAUUUUUUGCAGGCUGAAAAGCAACUGAGCUCUGAUUGGAUACUCAUGCGUGCUGGUAAUAUGGGUGUCCCCACUAUGUCUGAGUGGCUUAAUGACGUGCUUACACCUGGCUCCAGAGUUGGCAUUGAUCCUUUCCUCUUCUCGUUUGAUGCUGCUGAAGAACUCAGAGAAGAUAUAUCUAAAAAGAACCAUGAAUUAGUUCUUCUGUCCAAGACCAAUCUUGUAGAUGAAAAUUGGAAGGAUUCAAGGCCAAAACCUCCAAGAAAACCUGUGAGGUUGCAUGAAUUAAAGUAUGCUGGAGUAGAUGUUUCUUCAAAGCUAUCUUGGUUGAGAUCCCAGCUUGCAAAUGAUGGUUGUUCUGCUAUGGUGAUUACCAAGCUUGACGAAAUUGCUUGGUUGCUUAAUUUGAGAGGAAGUGAUAUUCCUCAUUCUCCUGUUAUGUAUGCAUAUUUGGUUGUGGAAACUGAUCAAUCCAAGCUAUUUAUUGAUGAUAGUAAAAUCACAUCAGAGGUGAUGGGUUACUUGCAGAAUGCUGGUGUAGAGUUGAGACCUUAUGAUUCAAUCUUGAAUGCAGUUGAGAAUUUGGCACUAGAAGGGGCUCGCCUUCUGAUCGACACAGCAACUGUAAAUGCUGCUAUUGCCAACACCUUUAAGUCAGCUUCCAAUAACAAAAAGGAAUAUAAGUCUAGGUCAUAUGGUAGCUCUAAUGGUGGUUCUAAUGGUGCCACUGCUGUGUAUAGUAGCUCCCCAAUUUCCCUUGCAAAAGCACUGAAAAACCAUGCUGAAAUAGAAGGGAUGCGCAAUUCCCAUUUAAGGGAUGCAGCUGCUGUAGCACAAUUCUGGUCCUGGCUGGAAGCUGAAAUUAGCAAGGGUGUGACAUUGACAGAGGUGGAAGUGGCAGACAAACUUCUUGAGUUUCGUUCCAAGCAUGAUGGUUUUGUGGAUACAAGUUUUGAUACUAUAAGUGGUUCUGGUCCGAAUGGUGCAAUAAUUCAUUACAAACCAGAACCAGAUAGUUGCAGCAUUGUGGAUCCUGAAAAACUCUUCUUGCUUGACAGUGGAGCACAAUAUAUAGAUGGUACAACAGACAUAACAAGGACGGUUCAUUUUGGUGAACCUACUUCUCGAGAAAAAGAGUGUUUCACUCGUGUUUUACAGGGUCAUAUAACUCUUGAUCAGGCGGUAUUCCCCGAAAAUACACCUGGCUUUGUUUUGGAUUCCUUUGCGCGCUCUUCUCUUUGGAAAAUUGGACUUGAUUACCGCCAUGGGACUGGCCAUGGUGUAGGAGCUGCAUUAAAUGUUCAUGAAGGCCCUCAAAGUAUUAGUUUUCGAUUUGGAAACCUGACACCCUUGCAGAAAGGCAUGAUUGUUAGCAAUGAACCUGGGUAUUAUGAAGAUCAUGCAUUUGGUAUACGCAUUGAGAACCUCCUUUUUGUGAAAGAAAUGGAUACACCAAACCGCUUUGGAGGUCUUGCGUAUCUGGGAUUUGAAAAGCUUACUUUUGUUCCUAUUCAGAGCAAAUUGAUCGACUUAUCCUUACUAUCUGCUGCUGAAGUUGAUUGGCUUAAUGAUUAUCAUGACCAAGUUUGGCAAAAGGUUUCACCAUUGCUGGAUGGUUCAGAACGUCAAUGGCUUUGGGAAAACACACGGCCUCUUGCCAAACAGUGAAGCUGAUGCUGUUCUGCUUGCUGUUUACUUUGUCUCAUGGCUUUUACAAAAAUGUACUUGUCUGUACAUAAUGCUGGAUGCAAUAUGCUAUGCACUUUGGUUGACAAUUACAUAUACUCUGCUUGUACAGAAUUCUGCACCAUUUAUUUGUUAAGAUUCAUGUUUUAUUUUACUUGCUGAAAUCCAUUUCAAUUUUUGUUUC
Molecule: messenger RNA, 2687 nt
Organism: Chenopodium quinoa (quinoa)
Lineage: Eukaryota; Viridiplantae; Streptophyta; Magnoliopsida; Caryophyllales; Amaranthaceae
Product: probable Xaa-Pro aminopeptidase P
Exons: 13
Coding region: 686-2485 (599 amino acids)
Molecular function (GO): metalloaminopeptidase activity
Source: RefSeq, a predicted model, not a curated record